UUUUAAUUUAAAUUCGUAAACAAAACCGAAAUCCUUUGCGCCUUCGUGAUUUUCCCUUCGUAGUUUAGUCCUUUCGCUGCCUCCAUCGAAUCAUGAGUGAAUUUAACAGCAAAGCUCUUGGGCGAAACAAACACAGUCGUCACAAGCAACAAAAAGACAAACACAGUAAAUUCAAGCCAAAAUCCAGUCUACCAGUGCAUCCAACUCGCAUCGUUCUCGAGUCAAAUUGGUCAUUUUACGACGAAAACUCCGACGAAGAUGACAGCAGCUCGUCCGCAGCGCCCGAUUUUCAAGAAGUUUUGCGACAAAGCACCAACGUUGGCGCCUAUUUUCAGUUCAAAGACGAAAAGGAGCAACAAAAGGACAAAAGUGAGGACUUUAAAUCGUCACUUUUUCACAUCGACUCAAAGUUAAUGGAGUGUGCCUUGUCGACAAUUCCCUUUUAUCAGAGGCUCGAUAUCCCAUCGCAAUAUUUUAGUGCAGAAGAAUUGGAAGAUCAGGACCAAAUUGCAACGGAAAAUGAGGAAAAGUACCGCAAAAUGUGCGAAAAUCGCAGUAAAGAGCUUUUAGUUGGGAAGAAAAGCAACAAAAAACUGCCUGAAAUUCAUCCACAGACCCAGCAGCGACCUGUGAGAUUUUCCGAAGAUACGGAAAUGGAGACUGACUCCACGCGCGACGAGCUAGAUGAGAUCCUUGAGGGCACGAGAUCGUUUCAUAUUGUCGUCGAACCAGUUUUGAAGUUUAAAACGACGUCAGAAAGUACCGCAGUUGUCUCCGCCGCUGAGCCUGAAAGUAAGGAAAGCAUGCAAAAAUGGUUAGAUGACCUCCUUUCGUAAAAUAAUUGAAGAAAAAAGGUGAUUUAACGACUUCAAUAGUGCUCUAAUAAAUUUUAGUUAAAGGAAAUAAUUUGCAUUUUAUUCAAAAG
Culicoides brevitarsis is the source of this 925-nucleotide messenger RNA. RefSeq lists its product as uncharacterized. The record is from RefSeq and is a predicted model, not a curated record. NCBI's taxonomy places the organism in Eukaryota, Metazoa, Arthropoda, Insecta, Diptera, Ceratopogonidae. Gene Ontology annotation, biological process: negative regulation of G2/M transition of mitotic cell cycle. The transcript has 2 exons. Bases 93 to 836 code for a protein of 247 amino acids.